Messenger RNA from Myxozyma melibiosi, 2187 nucleotides. RefSeq lists its product as uncharacterized. NCBI's taxonomy places the organism in Eukaryota, Fungi, Ascomycota, Lipomycetes, Lipomycetales, Lipomycetaceae. Gene Ontology annotation, molecular function: N,N-dimethylaniline monooxygenase activity; NADP binding; flavin adenine dinucleotide binding. The coding region runs from base 374 to 2050 and encodes 558 amino acids. The transcript has 3 exons. The record is from RefSeq and is a predicted model, not a curated record.
CCCAGUCCUGCUUUUUGUUUUUCCGUCUUUGCCCGAAACUCUCAUCUAUGUAAUUUAUUUUGAAAAUCACUCAGUUUCUGUGUAGCAUUUACGUAGUAAAGGUAGCUAUAAACACCGGGAGCUCGCGAACAAAAAUCCAAUCAACAAGACAGAAGUCUGAACCAAGAAACCCUAGAUCAUAGUCCCAGCACGUGAGAUCGUGCGAUUUGAUAUCCGAGAUGCACAAUCGCUAACAAGGCCGAAAGGAAAAACACAUUUUCCUGAGGCUCUUCUGUUCGCUUUUCUGUGGGAAUUGAGAUAAAUAGAGCUUGAACUUUCUAUACAUUUUGUUUUCUCUGCGACGGUGGGACUUAACCCGACAACAACUAACGCGAUGACGGCCGAUUCGACUAAAAAUGGGGAUACGGGCAAACCUGAAAACUGGGUCCCGGUAUUCGAAGAGAUUUUGUAUACGCCCCAGCGUAAACUGAGGAUCGUGUGCGCUGGCGCUGGGUUUAGCGGACUGAUGCUGGCGCACAAGAUCCAGCAUGAACUGAAGGCUGAGGAGUUCAUGGAUUUGCAAAUCUAUGAAAAGAACGCCGGGAUCGGAGGGACAUGGUAUGAGACGCGAUACAUGGGCGCAGCGCUCGAUGUGCCGGCGCAUAUGUACACGUUCCAAUUCGAGCCGUACACGGAGUGGUCGCAUUUCCACGUCUACCGCGACGAAGUGCUCGAGUACAUGAACCGCACCACCAAGAAAUACAACCUUGACAAGCACGUCGCGUUUGAGUCGCGGAUCACGUCUGCGCAUUGGAGCGAUGAGAAGGCAAAGUGGUUGAUUGAGGUCGAGAAAGCGGACAGGACGAUAAUCAAAGACGAAGCAGACGUCUUUGUGGAUUGCUCUGGCUUGCUGAAUAAGUGGAGAUGGCCCAAUGUUCCGGGUCUGCAAGACUUCAAGGGACAUAUUGUACACUCGGCGAAUUGGGACGAGGAUCAUGAUUAUGAAGGCGAGCGAGUGGCCAUCAUCGGGAACGGCGCGUCUGGGAUUCAGAUACUGCCGCAGAUGGUCAAGAAGGCAAAGUAUACCGCAAACAUCAUUCGCAGCCCGACUUGGAUCAUGUCGAAUUUUGGUGCCGAGUUUACACCCGACGGAAAGAACUUCAAGUUCACUGAAGAGCAGAAAACCGAAUUCCGAACAAAGCCAGAAACACACCGUAAGUUCAGACACGAGAUGGAGACCGCGACAAACAAACGCUUCCCCUCGCUGCACAAGGACUCGAAAGAACAAAAAGCGUUUGUGGAGUACGUCACCAAGAACAUGCACCGUCGACUGGGCGGGGAUCCCGAGCUGAUUGAGAAACUCGUGCCAAAGUACGAUAUCGGGUGUCGCAAGGCCACGCCUGGAGACAAUUAUCUCGAGUGCUUUGCAAACAAGCUUGCAGAUCCGAUAAUAGGUGGUAUCAAGCGGUUCACAGAGACCGGAAUCGAGCUCGACGAUGGACGCAGGUAUGAGUUUGAUGCGAUAGUGUGCGCGACCGGGUUCGACACUUCUUUUAUGCCGAAAUGGGAUCUCUCAGGACGGAACGGGGCGCGGUUGGAGAAGUUAUGGGCAGAGGCGCCAUAUGCGUACUUCAGCACGGUGCUGCCGGAGAUGCCAAACUACUUUAUGGUGAACGGGCCCAACUCCGCGUCCGGGCACGCGCUAAUCCUGACCGGGAUGGCGACGGUGGUUGAGUAUAUCUCAAAGUGGCUGAAUAAGAUGGCAGAGGAGGGCAUCAAGAGCAUCGUUGUGAAGAAGAAGUCGAUAGACGACUACAAUGUCUAUACACAGGAGUUUCUCAAACGAAUGGUGUGGUCAGGAGGAUGCGCGUCGUGGUACAAAGCCGGCAAGGAUCCGAACAGAGUGACUGCUCUGUACGGAGGGAGCAUGUUGCAUUUCAAGAAAAUCAUGAGCGCGAUCAGGGCCGAGGACUUUGAGAUUGAGUACUUGUCGAGCAAUAGUUUUAUGUUUAUGGGGAAUGGGUAUUGCGACAUCGAGGUGAAUGGCGGGGAUCUGGCGUAUUAUUUGUAGUAUUUAGGAUUCAUUUUUUGAUCUAGAAUACGGAAAUACCGAAGGAAAUUGCGUAAAAAUUAGACGACAGGCAAUUCGUAGAGCAGCUAGCAAAGCAAAUUGUAGAGAAAUUGUAGAAAUCCAGGCUACUAUUAAAG